AUGAAAGUCGUCCAUGCCGUCCAUGCCUACCUGAGCCACGGCAUCCGGCGUGUUAGAGUCUCGCCUGGUGAGACCCUGGAUGCUGUGUGGGACUUUGCCCGCCGCUAUUUCUUCACCCUUGCCUUCUUCUCGUUGUUUUGCGCAAAAUUGCUUCAUCUUUACGCUCACUUGUAUUCCCUCCCCGCUGCGCGCUUCUUCCUCUGGGGUAUCACCUUCUUUUUCCAAGAUGUUGCCAUUCUGUUGCUUUUCCGCACCCUCACCCAAAGGGUCGCGUGGCGACCGGCGGCCGCAGUGUUGGCGCUGCUCGUCAUCCCAUCUAGCUUGAUCGUUUCGUUCAUGGCAUCGGCCAACGCCUCCUUUUACGUCUUUACCGGUGCCGAGAUCCACUGGCGCCAAGCCAAAUCCUUCAACGGCGACGCCGCUGCCAUCCAUACCCUCUUGACCGGAUUAACAGGUUUCCUGAUUGUCGAGGGAAUCUUGUUGACUAUCUCGAUUUUCGCCGCUCGUCCCAUCCAUGCCAUCACCGGAGGAAUCCUACACGUGUGGGCGUGGCCCAUUCGAUGGGUCUUCGAGCGGGUGCGACCGCACAUCGAGCCCCUGCUACAACGCUUCUGGCCCCGGUCUUCUAAGGAGGAUCAGAACCUCCCCGAUCCCCGGAUAUACGAGCAGAUUGCGAUGGAAGACGGAGACAGUGACAACGAAGAAGGCGACCACCUGUUGAACACUCAGCUGCCCAACCCCCUCCCAGAGUCUAAGCGGGUUACCGAUGGUGUCCCUCAACGUGCGCUCAUUCUCGGAUUGUUCAGUCUCUUCUUGCUUCUUCGUUUCCUGCGGCCGUCGAAUGCCGUUUACAUGUAUCUGUCCACCACUCUGCCCUUGAGCACUGUCUUUGAGGGCGGUGAACGUGACUCGCCCGUUGACACCACAGGCAUGCCUGGCUACUUCGAUUAUCUGAACGGAGCCAGUGCCUUGGCCCCGCCGCCUCGCUGGGGCUGGAUGUCGAAUGAACCCUCGGAUGGCUUCAGUGACUGGGACAAGAAUGAUCCAUUGGCCCUCCACUACAACGCGGAGAAGGAUCCUCUGUACAUUUCCAACCUGAACAAGCCCGUACUCGAGGAGGUCCACAAUGCCCUCGCCAGCGGGGAUGUUAAGGUUAAGCACAUUGUCUUCCUGAAACUUGAGAGUGCUCGCAGUGACAUUUUCCCCCUGCAAAAGGACAACUUCAUGUGGAAGCGGAUUGCGGAGACCUGGAAGGACAAGAAAAUUCCUCCCGAGGUGGAAGACCGCAUUGCCAACCUGACUCGUACCGCUGAGUAUUUGACCAACUUCCGCACUGGAUUCGACCACGAUGACAGCCGGUUCCACGGGCGCAAGGCGUACGGUGGUCUCAGUGCCAAGAACGCGAUCACUUCCUCUACUUACACGUUGAAGAGUUUGACGGGUAGUUUCUGUGGCGUGACACCGCUGGUGGCUGACUUCAACCGAGAGUUCGAGCACCACAUCUACCAGCCGUGUCUGCCCCAGGUCUUCGAAACUCUGAGCCAGCAGCCAGACAUCACUAGCGACACAGACGACUUUACUAAAUGGCCCUGGCACUCGACUUUCAUGAUGUCCGUCACUGAACUUUACGACAACCAGGACAAGUUGACACCCCAUCUUGGAUUCAAGAACAAAGAAACCAAGGAAACAAUCACCAAGCCUGAUGCGAAGCACGGCCCCGUCAAGAGCGCCGAGAUCAACUAUUACGGUUACCCCGAAAUUGAACUCAAGGAAUACAUCCGAGAUGCCAUCGAUGAUGCUGAGCGCGACCACCAGCGCCUCUUCCUCAGCCACCUGACCAGUACCACCCACCACCCGUGGGGAGUUCCCAACGACGCCUUUGAGAAGAUCAUGGGCUCUACCGCAGGUCCCAACAACGACCUGAACCGGUACCUAAACUCGGUCGGCUAUGUGGACAACUGGAUUUCCGAGCUCAUUGACGUUCUCGAAGAAAAGGGUGUCAUCGACGAGACCCUCUUCGUUAUGGCCGGAGACCACGGUCUUUCCCUCCCCAAUGACGGCGGUGUCACCCCUUACGACAACCCGCACGUCGGCAGCUUCAAGGUUCCCAUCGUCCUGGCACACCCCAAACUUCCCCCCGUCCAAAUCGAUACCCCUGUUGUCAACAGCCAGAUUGUGCCCACAAUCAUCGACCUCUUGAUCGAGUCCUCAUCCCUGAGCACAGACAGCACUCGUUCCGCGCGUGAUCUCCGUUCCUUGUACGAGGGCCAAUCUUUGAUCCGUCCGCAGGUCGUGGAAGAAGACGGCCGUGAGUCCUGGCAAUUCACCGUCAUGAACACCGGUGGAUCCUGGCUCUCCGUGCGCUCUGCCGCGCGACCCGAUUUCCGUCUUGUCAUUCCCCUCGUCAACGACGUUGAAUGGCGAUUCUCCGACCUUUCCAAGGAUCCCGAUGAGCUGAGCCCAAUUGAGCGCUUCAGUCUUGUGGACCUGGCCACCACAAUCAAGGCGGAUUACGACGAUGAAACUCUCAACUGGUUGUACAAUGCCGCGUAUGUGGCCAACUGGUGGGUUCUCGAGAACUGGGAUCGCUGGAAGUUCUCACCCGAGGCCGAGAAGAACAAGACCGAGUCCACGUGA
Penicillium salamii is the source of this 2637-nucleotide messenger RNA. NCBI's taxonomy places the organism in Eukaryota, Fungi, Ascomycota, Eurotiomycetes, Eurotiales, Aspergillaceae. The record is from the annotation of a GenBank genome assembly.